AUGUAUGAUUCCUCUAGCUCUGAAUCAUGCAACCCUAACAGGGAAGAUCCUGUGGCUGACUCUGCGAAUACCUCACAUGCAAGAAGACCUAAAGAAACUGUCUCAGGAUUCUCCUCAGCAAUCGCGCUUGAUGAACAAACCAGAGAAGGCUCCAGUGUGAACAAGUGGAAAUAUGUUUAUCAUAAGAGGCUGGCUUUGGAAAGGGAAUUGGCUCAGAAUGUCCUGGAAUGUAAGGAGAUUGUAGACCUUAUUCAAGAGGCAGGGUUAAUGAAGACUGUGACUCAGUUCUCAAAGUGCUAUGAGAUAUUAGUAGAGGAAUUUAUUGUCAAUGUGUCUGAAGAAUAUGCUGAUGGAAAGUCUAGGGAAUUCAGAAAAGUAUAUGUGCGAGGCAAGUGUAUAAACUUCUCUCCCUCAGUAAUCAACAUGUAUUUGGGAAGGCCUGAUGUAGCUCAACCUGAGCUUGAGGUGAAUGACAAUAAAAUAUGUCAAGUCAUCACUGCUAAUCAAGUCAGGAAGUGGCCUCUCAAAGGUAAGUUGGUGGCCAGCAAACUAAGUGUCAAGUAUGCUAUGCUGCACAAAAUUGGAGCUGCUAAUUGGGUGCCCACCAAUCACAAAUCUACAGUGGUUGUAAUGCUUGGAAAGUUCAUAUAUGAUGUUGGAACCAAAGCCAAUUUUGACUAUGGAUCCUAUAUUUUUGAUCAAACCAUGAAGCAUGCAGGAAGCUUCAGUGUGAAGGGGCCUAUAGCCUUUCCUUCCCUCAUAUGUGGUAUUGUGUUGAAUCAAUUUCCAAACAUAUUAACAGAGAAUGAUUCUGUGAAGAGAAGAGACAGCCCUUUGGCCUUCAAUCAUAAACUGUUCCUAGGUACGCAUGUUCCUGACAUUGCCAUGGCAACAAGAGAGACAUCAAGUGUUUGCAAUCAACCAGGUAAAGCUACUGUCAUUGAAAUACUCAAAGAAACGUGCAAGGAGUUAGAGGCAAGGAAGCUCACUUUGGAAAAUUUGAUUAUCAAGUUGGAGAUGAAUGAAGGUGAUGUGCUUGGUGAAGCUGCUGAUGCUGCAGAAGGAGCUGCAAGACAAAGUGCAGAGGGAGAAGAGGAUGCUAGUCCUGAUGAUGGCACUGAUGUUGAUGCUGACUCUGAGUCAGAUGAAUAG
This is a messenger RNA of Lathyrus oleraceus (garden pea), 1152 nucleotides long. RefSeq lists its product as uncharacterized. The record is from RefSeq and is a predicted model, not a curated record. Bases 1 to 1152 code for a protein of 383 amino acids. The transcript has 2 exons. Lineage: Eukaryota; Viridiplantae; Streptophyta; Magnoliopsida; Fabales; Fabaceae.